Photinus pyralis (common eastern firefly) is the source of this 1513-nucleotide messenger RNA. RefSeq names its product facilitated trehalose transporter Tret1-2 homolog. Gene Ontology annotation, biological process: transmembrane transport. Gene Ontology annotation, molecular function: transmembrane transporter activity. The record is from RefSeq and is a predicted model, not a curated record. Gene Ontology annotation, cellular component: membrane. Bases 173 to 1120 code for a protein of 315 amino acids. Lineage: Eukaryota; Metazoa; Arthropoda; Insecta; Coleoptera; Lampyridae. The transcript has a single exon.
CGUUGCUGAAAUAACGGAACCCCACUUGAGGGGAAUCUUGUCGACGUUAUCACCACUGGCGGUCGUUUCUGGAGUUUUUGCGCAGUUCGUCAUUGGUGGCUUUUUACACUGGCGAAUUGUUGCACUGAUAUCAUGCGCGGUUCCAAUCUUUAACUUUUUUUGUUUACUUGCGAUGCCCGAGACACCGUAUUGGUUAUUGUUCCACAAUAAGUUGGAGGAAGCCCGAAAAAGUCUGGCGUGGGUCAGAGGCUGGACGACAGUUGAAGAUGUAGAACAGGAGUUGAGGGAAAUGGAACAAUUCGUCAAGGAAAAAUUAUGCCGUGUCGACCACCAGACUAAAGAUGGUGGUAAGCGACUUUGCGAGAAGUAUUUCCGGAAGAAUUUCUUGUGGCCCUUUUCUUUAAUUACUGUGUUAUUUUUUAUUUUGUGUUUUAGUGGUGUGCUAAUGUUACAAAUCUAUGGUGUGGUUAUUUUUGCCACAUUGAAGGUACCUAUGGAUAAAUAUUACGCAGAAAUGCUAAUGGGUUUGUCCCAACUCUUAGGAAGUAUGGCUAGUGUCUUUGCCGUUCGAAUUUGUGGAAAACGCGUUAUGGCAUUUGUAACUAUAGGCGGAUUAUUUGUUCUUAACUUCUGCUUCGCAACUUACGCAUAUGUGGCAAACAUAGAACGUCUAGAUUUUGCUGGCGUAGAUACAUCCUCAUCAUCAUCAUCAUCGGAAUAUAUGGCGUGGAUCCCCCUGGUUCUUGUAAUUUUAAUAUCAUUUGUGGGUCACUGUGGGCCUAGGGUAUUACCUUGGAUUAUGAUGGGAGAGAUCUUCUCAAAUUAUAUGCGCGCCGAGGGUUGUGCGUUCACUGGCUGUAUGUACUACAUACUAUUUGCUGCAGCAUCAAUGGGGUAUUUGAACAUGAUAUCAACAUUGACAUUCUCAGGUGUUUAUUGGACCUAUGCCGGUGUAUGUUUUUUUGGAAUUGUUUUUGUAUACUAUGCUCUACCCGAGACAGAGGGAAAAACAUUAGUAGAUAUUUCGCAUCAUUUCAGUGGACAAGAAAAGUUAAGCAAUAAGGUGAACAGAAAAAGCAUUUCAGCGCCCUCCCCUUCAUCAGCACUAGGACCGGUCUAAUACACCGGUAAUGAAUGAUCGAAAUCACUUCAAGGUUUUACUCAAAUGUCGCUAAUUAUUAAUUAUUGACUUUAAGGCCCACAUGCCAAAUGACAACCACACGUUCUUAUGAAAGUUCCAUUUAUAGUAGAUCUCUAGCAAUUUACCGAUCGUUGACAUUUUUGGCAGUAAUAAAAAGCACGCGUGCACUUAACUUGUAUUAUCGGUCAUAUUUUUUUUUAAUUAACCAUAACUACCUUUGUUAAGUGAACACAAGAAUUGAAAGAAGAUGACUCAACGGUUACCAGAAAUUCAAUUUUCUUCCAGUCAUAUCUUUAAAUAGUAAUAAAUUGGUUCUUAUUAUCUUUAAAAAACAUAUAAGAUAUAACUGUGUAUUUUUAUGUUCAAAGUACU